GUUGAUCGGAGCAGCCCUGGCAGGUUCCUGGACCCCCGCUAGUGAGAGUCCCCCAGUGUCCUUGGCAGACACUUGCCGUUCAGGGGUCGCCUGCAAGUGCUUCUGUCUCGACCAACCCAGCCCCUCGAUUUCACCGCCUCCAAGCUCACUCAAUUGAGCUCCAGAAAGCUGCCAGCCCCCGUCCAAUCUCAUCGCGGCCGCAGAGCGCUUGCUUGCAUUUCCACCCCGUUGAGUUGUCACUCAUUACCCACUCGAGAACCCCCGGGCGACAGAUCGUGACGCCUGCCAUUCUGUUCGGACGGGGCCAUCUAAACCCAAAGUGAGAGACAACAGCCAGUCAACAACCACGCUGUGCAUUAAUAUAGUUUGAGCUGCUCCACCCCGUCUCUCUUGUCCCUCUUGUUCACCAUGGGUUUCAUGGACGGCUGGGACUCUCAGUCGGUCAUCAGCCGCAAGUCCCACCACUCGUCCAAGCACCACGGCUCCUCCAGCAAGCGCCGCAGCAAGUCCGGGUCCGUCUUCCUACGGCCCAAGUCCAAGUCGAGGUCGAGGUCCCGCUCCAGGUCCCGCGCCAGGUCCCCGGGGGCCCGCUCCAUCGCCGCCUCCAUCUUUGGUGGCGACGACGACAGGCACCGCCACUCCCGCCAUGACAACCGGAGCUCCUUCUUUGGGCUUCCCAAUGUCUCGACCAGGAGCUUUUUCGGCAUGGACAAGCACCGCUCCUCGACCUCGUCCUACCGCCGCUCCCCCCGGCCCAACUUCCUCGCCCGCGCCUACAAGCAGCUGAAGCGCCUGCUGCGGGACCUGGUGUACUACGCCAAGCGCCACCCCGUCAAGGUGUUCAGCCUCGUGGUCCUGCCCCUGCUCACCGGAGGCGCGCUGACGGCGCUUCUCGCGCGCUUCGGCCUGCGCCUGCCCCCCAGUAUCGAGAGGAUGCUCGGCGUCGGCGCCCGUGCCAUGAGCGGUGGCGGCGCCGGGCUCGUGGGCGAGGCCGUGAGGAUGGCGAGCGGCAUGGGUAGCGACGGUGGCAGGGUGAGCCUCCAGAGGGGUUACGACGACGGCCUGCAGUGGGAGAGGAGGAGCUGGGAGAGGGACUCUCACGGUGGUGGAUGGAGCAACGGGCUAAUGAACACGGUCAGGGACUGGUUCUGACCGGGAAGCCAGUGUUGGUUGUCCCGGGGCUCUCAAAAAAAGGGGGGGCCGCACCAUGAAUGAGGUUCAUGAAGCAAUGACUUAUGAUUUCUUUUUCUUCUGAGACAGGCAAGGCUAUUAUAGUUAGCAUUGGUCCUUUGAUACCUAUAUAUACUCGAAUAAACAGAAUUAAUUGUUCUCC
Diaporthe batatas is the source of this 1333-nucleotide messenger RNA. RefSeq lists its product as uncharacterized. Lineage: Eukaryota; Fungi; Ascomycota; Sordariomycetes; Diaporthales; Diaporthaceae. Bases 409 to 1152 code for a protein of 247 amino acids. The transcript is spliced from 2 exons. The record is from RefSeq and is a predicted model, not a curated record.